Scutellospora calospora is the source of this 589-nucleotide messenger RNA. The record is from the annotation of a GenBank genome assembly. NCBI's taxonomy places the organism in Eukaryota, Fungi, Glomeromycota, Glomeromycetes, Diversisporales, Gigasporaceae.
GAUUUAAGAAAUCAUAGUGAAAGCCCACAUUCCAAAGUGCAUAAUCAUGAAGCUAUGGCUGAAGAUGUUGUAACAUUCAUGAACGAACACCAACUUAAAAAAACAAAUUUAAUGGGACAUUCUAUGGGAGGGAAAGUAGCUAUGACAAUGGCUCUUAGACAAGUAUCUCAGAUUGAUCAACUUGUAGUUGUCGACAGUGCACCAACUAAUACUGACUUAUCAAAAGAGUUUUAUACUUAUACCGAAGUAAUGAAAAAAGUUGAGCAAACUGGGGUCAUGAAACAUAGUCAGGCUGAUGAAAUGAUGAAAGAUUAUAUUUCGGACAUUAAUAUACGACAAUUUUUGUUGACGAAUCUUAAGAAAGAUCCAGAAACAGGAGUAUACAAAUUUCGUAUUCCAUUAGACAUCCUUAGCAAUUCACUUGAAACAUUGUCCGGAUUUCCUUUUGAUUCUGCUCAUCACUCUUUCCAUAAAGCUACACUUUUUGUUGCUGGGACUAAGUCAAAUUAUAUCACUUCGAAGGUUCAUCCCACGAUUAGGAAGUUCUUUCCCAACUCAGUUAUUGUUGAAUUAGAUGCUGGUCAUUGGG